UGUACGAGAAAUUCACUGUGUUAGGGUCGGUGAGACUCGUCUCGUGGAAAUUCAUUCUAUCGCGUGAGGGUUGCGAGCCGCCGUGGAUCUCUCUUGUGGAGUUCAGUCUCAACAACCAAGGGUGAAUGUGUUGGCUUCCUCAGUACGAGACAAGUGUCUGUCCGAUGUGCAGUCAUUCAGUGAACGCGAUUCACGGCAGACGUUCACUUCUCCUCGUGAGAUUUAGACCAUCUGCUCAGACUACUUUUUUUUGGUGACUCUUGAGAAAGUGAUUUAGCUAAUCAAAGACCAUUAACCGAGUGAUUUUAUCUCAAAGGGAGGUGGAUUUUAUCACGAAAAUAAAGUUAGUUCAAUUCGUGACGAAAACUGCGGUAAAAACUUGUGGAAUUUUAAUUUUUGAUUGCAAACUGUGUGUGGUUGUAUUUGGGAAAUAUGAAUAUCUGAAUUGAUUUAUCUCACCCACCUACAUUCCUUAUCAGCAUCGUGCUCUCUCGGAUGGAAUUUGUUAUUUAUGCAAAUGCAAUUAAGUCUGUUGGCAGUUUAUUUUCAAACAGACAGCGCCAGAGAGUCAAAUGAACAGACAUCAUACAUAGUGGAGACGUAUUUAAAAUUUAUCCAAUGAAUAUUCCUCAACAUUCUGCAAUUGGGCCACUCUUUUGCAUUUUUGAUACGCAGUGUCAGUUUUGAGUGUGUACAUUUUAGGGUAGAAGGACUUCAACCCUCAUCCACCCUGUGGCAACUUGUAUACUUAUAUUGAUUAAUUUAGGGUCUAAAUAUUUGAAGGGACUGUAUAAAUUUUCCUCUCUCUUAACCCAAAAUUCUGAGCGCUCUCGCCGGGCACUCAUCAUAGUUACAUAUAUACAAAAUCACAUCCCCCAAAUUAACCAUAGGUGAAAUGUGAAUAUUUUUAGCAAAUUAGUCCAUAGUUAAUGCAUCUACUCAACAAGACACUCAGUGGUAGAUUUACGUGCUCUCAAACUAAUGGAAAUAAUAACCUUGUGUGUAAUUAAAAUUAAUUAGAAAGCGCCUACAAGGGGUGUUCUUGAAACUUUCACACAUUUUAUGUGCAUCAAAAGCAACUUUCCCACACACUCCAUACCCACAGCAUCAUCCCCAUAACUUGCCAUAGUGUUGUAGCUUUUGAGUGCUGUGACAGGGUGGUGGUGAAAACGCAAGAAAGUCGUAUCUACGAUAUUACCUCAACCUCUAAAGGAGAGACACAGAAAAGAAGGUGAUAGAUGUAUUUCACAAAAAGGUGUUGAACAUUGUUUGCUAAAGAAACUUCAAUUGUACAGACUUGAAAGUAUUUUAUACUGUAUGAAAUUAAAUGUGAAUGCUGGAUUGUGUUCCACUGAACAGAGGUGAAUCACAAGAGAUCGUAUAUCGAGUGCUGGGAUGCACCGUUUUGUGAGCAUGUAACAAAAGUGACGACACCGAAGACACAGUGAAGAGAAAACUUAUCCAUUUCUUUUAUUACACUUUGCCAACUGAUACUACUGUACGUGGCAAUAGUGCUCUAGGGAAGUGGGACAUGAACUAAGGGGAGCUUCUCGUUGUUUAAGCUAAGAAUCACCAAAGGGCAAUAGACAGCUUCGUGAGACAACGCAACAGCAACACACUUUUACAUUUACCUACUACUUAAGAUCAAAGAUUGAAGUGGAAAUUCAUCAAAAGACAGUGUUGUUGCUGGGGAAAAGCUGUGACGCUCCGAGGAAACUGUUUUCUGUCGAUGACUCGACGUGUUUACGAUGUAAGGGAUUUCGCUGUAAAACCACCAGCAAUUAAUGCCACUUCCCCAUGGAUGAAGCAUGCAUCGGAGCUUGACGGAGACCGCCUCCUGUAGUGGUGGAAUUUACCGAUAAUCAUCAACCUAAUCACUGUGCCACUCAACAUGUCACGAAGCUCCAAGAAAAUAAAGCCCAAAGGGCUUAUUUGGACGCUUUUGAGUUGCGUUAUUGCAUUCAUCCUCUCUGGAAUUGACAUGGUGAAUGCCCUGAAGAGAGGUCGAUUAUUGUUUCCGGUGACGUAUACAGCCCUCGAGGGAGAUUUACGUGUACAGCUACAGAAUAUCCAGCUGGAGGAACCUAGUCACAGAUCCCAGGAUCAUCGUUUACACAUAACACGCAUCGAGGAUGCAUCACGCAUAACUGUCGGCAUCAUCGACAUCUACCCCGAUCCAUACUCCAAUGUCACCCAAAUAACAGUUCCUUGUCAGUACUUCCUUCGUGGUGGUCUGUACGAGUUCGAGAUUGUGGGUGGUGACACGACGGCCACACAGCAGAGCAGUAGGGACGACAGUCCGCCAAGGGAGCGUCUUAGGCAGCAACUCGAUGUGAGAUGGCCCAUGGCGAAAUUAAGUGUAACACCGGAAUCGAUUGGAACGUACCCACAGGAACCAAUCGAUGCUAUCUUAGAGUUUCCAAGUGUUGAGUGUAGUUUCCCAAAUACCGAUUCACUAGAUGUGCCCGAGUUCUGGUUGGAGCUCAACUACUGCGGCCAUGAGAUUUAUUGUGACAGUAUGAAUGUAACCAAGUCGCAGAUUUUAUAUGCUGAACAAGUUAGGGGUUUCCCACGGACUCGAAUCGUUAAGCUACGAUGUGAAUUAUUUGGUCUUGCCGGACACUAUGUGCUCAAAUUGCGCCCAACACCACCCACACCUAAUAUAGUAUCAGCAUCAGCAUUUAUUAAGGCUGAUUGGAGCGACCAAUUUGUGUUCAACGUUCACGCCCGCAGCAUAUUCCCAUGCGAUCCAAUGACUGGUGGCAUCGGUGUGCUGUUUGAGUAUCCGGCAUGCAUUCUCGAUCAGGCGGAUCGUGUCCGUUUAUUUGCUAAAUUGCGUGCAGAUGUUGCAUCCCUGGCACCACCAACAUCACUGCACUACGUCACGGAGCAACGUGUCGUUCGUGGGCAGCAUUCCCUGCAUUUCGAUUGUGACCUCUUCUCAGAAAAAUAUGUGGAAUACUGUUUCGUGUAUGUGAGUCAAGCCAUUUCUGGUGCAGUGGCCGACAUCCGUAUGGACUGUGUACCUACCCUGCCCGUUAGUGAACAAGAUACCGGAGGAUGGGGACCUUUCAGUGAAUGGACACCAUGCUCAACAACGUGUGCCGGAGGCACGAGGAAUCGCUAUCGUUUCUGCGAUUCACCACCCCCACGCUAUGGAGCAAAGUUUUGCGAAGGUCCUGCCGUGGAGACGGAGCGCUGUGGCGGACCGGAAUCCGGCACGUGGGAGUGCCUCUACGGCUCAGGGAAUUCCCUAACUGGCGAGGUGCCAGCGGAUCGUCCAGAAGUGAUAGCGGAAAUUGGGCCGGGCUGUCGCUGUGGAUGCAUUGUCCAUUUGGGUGCUGUCAAGCCGCGUCGCCUGAUUGCCUCAUCGUCACGCAGCUGCCCUGGCAGAACAUUUUGGCUUGUACAGGCGGAUGACAAAUGUCACAUCCGUUUCAAAUUGGACUUCUUUCGUCUUCCGUGUGCCACACAGUAUCUCAAGAUUAGAGAUGGAGACUCCCUUGCUUCAGAACUAAUUGGGGAAUUUUUCGGGGGGUACACGAGGGUACCAGAUAGCGCAAUGUCCAGCAGCUCUCAGAUGCUCCUUGAAUUCCUUUCGGAUGAACUCGCAUCAAUGGGGGAGUCUUGUGGAGGUGGCUUCUUGGCUCACGUUCAGCAAAUAUGUCAUCAGAAUGCAAGUUUUCCGGUAACGAGCAGGGCCAUCAUCCCAAUUUCCGCCAUCGAAUCAAUUGCCAUGAAAUUAACUAUCGCUCACGUGGCUGCUAUAGCUUUUGUGAGCAUGAUUAUUGUCAUGAGUCUUAUGCUUGGUACGCAAUACGUUUUCCGGUAUCGCAAAUAUCAACUAGCUGAGAGUAAGGGUGAACCUGAUUCACCAGCCCAUACACCCCGGACAUCAUUGGGUUCGUUAGCUGGCAAUGGACCACCGUCUAGAGCUAUCUCCACCACAACCCUCCUCUCGGACGUCAUCUCUCUCGUCAAGUUCCGACCAGGCGGGCGAAGGGUCAAGCACUCGAGGUUGCAGGAGAACACCGACACGGACACUCUAACGAAGAAUUGCCAGAGAGACGAGCAUAGUGCUGAGGUUGAUGAUGGAGAUGCCGAUAAAUCCCACAGCGAUGAUGACGCCAGUGUAAUGAGUUCCCUCACCAUCACCAAUGAGAAGGCAAAUGGGGACGGUAUGAAGGUUCCCGGGGAAUCGAAUAGCUCCACCGCUGUGUCCCCCACAUCUCUAGUGAAUAGCAAUACUCCGCCGUCGGAUGGUUCAAUUAGUAGUCUCCCACCCACGCCGCUGGACACCCCAAUGCCUGGACGACGGACCAAUUUUGAGGCGCUCGAGACGAAGAGUGUCAAUGGGAGUAAAUCCACGCGCGUCCGCAGGGAGAUCCGCGGGGGCAGCAAUGCUCCUGACACAGAUACAGAAAGCAUCAAGAGGAUGAUGAUUGGAGCUCAGAUGGCACGCAAUAAAAAGUUGAGUGUCAGCAAUGUUACGCUGACGAAUGGGAGCUAUUCACCGGCACUCAGCAUGACCAGUACAGCCACGAUACGCACCACGAGUCAGAAGGAGAGUAAAGACAAGAGGAAUCGAGAAAAACUCCUUGCAGGACCAGGAUCUGAAUUUUCUCUGGCAAAUCCUGAGGACCUGGAACUGGACUACUAUGACUACAAUGUGAUUAAUGCGGGAGCUGCACCUGGAUCCUAUCUUGGUAUGGAUCCCGCCUAUCUGGUGUGGAUUCCACCCCUAGAUCAGGGCAAUAUCAUCCAUGAAUUGGGAGAAAAGGAAGAUUCCCCGGAACGUGAGACUCCAGACUACGAAGAAAUUCUGCCCAGGCAUGAGAACAUCGACCCGGGCAGCAAUACCGAAACACCCGAUGAGGAGACACCAGCUCUGAUGUCGCUGAAAAAUUCACUGGCCAGGGGUACAGCCACCCCAGUGCUUGUGCGAAAAAUUACCAAUGACUCCCCGGGGAUUCAACUUCAAGACUUUUCUAAAAUGAGGGCCGUUAAAUUGCCCAUGGCUGCAAGACUUCUCCAAAGGGAAAAUAAGGAGGAGGAGGAGAAGGAGACCUCAGUGGUUAAAUCACACAGUGACUACUUUGAGAUGGAGGAUAUUAAAUUUGCCGAUGAGGAUCAUGAUCACGAUGAUGAUGACUGCAAUAUAAGGAUUCAGUAUCGUUCCGACACUAAACAACAUUCCGUUAAAACAUGAAAACUUCCUUUUUAGACGACGCUUAUAAAGAGAUAAUCUUAUGAUCAAUUCUGGAGGGAGGUGAGGGGUCAGCAACUCCAUGAAAAUUUCAUUGAUGGAGAAAUGGAUUAUAUCUGUGGGUUCGGAAAAAAGAUCCUCAAACUUUGAAGGCUCUUGCAGAAUAGUUGAUUCUUGAAUUUUGAAUGUUCUAAAUUUAUUUCUUAAUAAAUUCACAGUUGUUAAUUUUGUGAGAAAUUGAGUGAAAUCAUUUUAAUGAACAAAUUGAGUAAAAGAAAAAGACAUUGAAAAGUUAAAAAAAAAAUUAACAGGGAUAUUCUUAUUACUUUUAUUUAGAAAUUAUUGUUAAUUUAUGGUCUUGUUAAGUUUUUUUUAUUAUUUCAUUACUUUUAAUUAAUAUUAAUUUUUGAAGGAGAGAAAAUUGAAUUUUAAUAACUUUUCUUCGUUUAAACCGUUUAAACACUUUUUACAGCCUUUUGCGAAUUACGAGAAUUUUUUAUAAUUCGACGCUCCCGAAGAUUAUGAACCAUACCUACUCCUGUGUUAAAAGAUAGGAAUAUGGUUCAUAAUCUUCGGGCACGUCGAAUUACUUUUGUGACUUUUGUUAUGGAAAUCAUCAAAAAUCUAUAAACAAACUUAUUUGUUAAGUGGUUAAGGAAAAAAGCAAAAUGGCGUAUUAAGAACACUCUUCUAACUGACCAUAUACUGACUGAUGCUUUAAUCAUAAACGUUGCUGACCCCUUUGAAAUACAUUCUCCAAUCCAAUGCUAUGUAUAAAAUCUGUAAAGUAUGCUAUUUCAUGAUGAGAAUGAAAAAAAAGCAUUAGCAGUCAUUAAUAUUGUGAUACUGAAUAAAUGGCGAAACACACUGGAGAGAUCCUUCGUGGGAACUAAAUAAAUUUUAAUGCUACUCAAGAAAAUUGUGUGAAAUGUAGAAGUUAAAUGGAAAGGAUGAAGAGUUUAUACAGAAAAUCUACAUGUAGAGUGUACGCGAGACUGAAGAUGACGUUGUAGAGCCACCUCUCUCCUAAAUUCACUGUGUGUAAUAAUAAGAAAAUUAAUUGCUACAGCACAAUGAUUUCAAAAUCCAUGAACUCUGUAGAUUGUUAUAAGAGAAGUUACAUCAUUUUCGUAUAUAGGAAGUAGCAAGUAAUGCAACGUGUAAUUAAUAUCCUACAGUAAUAUUGUAAUUAGUCCAAAUUAGUCUGUAAUAACCGUAAUUACCAUGGUUAUUAAUAAAUUCUACAAGCACUAAGUAUAGGGGAGACCGGGGUAAAAAGAGUCAUUUUCGAAUUUUCAAAUGCCAAUUUCUC
Lutzomyia longipalpis is the source of this 6518-nucleotide messenger RNA. RefSeq lists its product as uncharacterized. The transcript is spliced from 11 exons. The coding region runs from base 1892 to 5209 and encodes 1105 amino acids. Gene Ontology annotation, cellular component: cell periphery. The record is from RefSeq and is a predicted model, not a curated record. Lineage: Eukaryota; Metazoa; Arthropoda; Insecta; Diptera; Psychodidae.